This is a messenger RNA of Capronia coronata CBS 617.96, 678 nucleotides long. RefSeq lists its product as uncharacterized. The coding region runs from base 1 to 678 and encodes 225 amino acids. NCBI's taxonomy places the organism in Eukaryota, Fungi, Ascomycota, Eurotiomycetes, Chaetothyriales, Herpotrichiellaceae. The transcript has 2 exons. The record is from RefSeq and is a predicted model, not a curated record.
AUGCAUAUCAGCUCCACCACCGUCACAUUGGUGCUCACGGCAUCCUUCAUUCAAAGCGCGUUGGCCUUCCCCGUUCCUGCAUUUCUGGAUGUUCUCAGGCGCGACGCAAGUCCUGAUCCGCGCCUCUCUUACUGGAAAGGGGUCAACGAUGGGGGAAGCAGCAAGAUCAAGUCGCGUCGCUGGCUGAGUCCGAUCAUCGAAAUGCUGGAUAAGCGCGAGCCUGGUCUUUCCUACUGGAAGGGUGUCAAUGAUGGAGGCUCUUCCAAACGUGAAGCUGCUCCUGAGCCAGACCCAGGCUUGUCUUACUGGAAGGGUGUCAACGACGGAGGCUUUUCGAAGCGAGAAGCCGAGCCUGAACCCGAACCCGAACCCAGAUUACCUUACUGGAAAGGAGUUAACGACGGGGGCUCCUCCAAGCGUGAAGCUGCCCCUGAGCCAGACCCAGGCUUGUCUUACUGGAAAGGAGUCAACGAUGGGGGAUCGUCGAAACGCGAAGCUGCUCCUGAACCCGAACCCGAGCCCGAGCCCGGCCUGUCUUACUGGAAAGGAGUCAACGACGGCGGAUCCAGCAAGCGUGGCUUAUCAUACUGGAAAGGUGUGAACGAUGGAGGCUCGUCGAAGCGCGAAGCCGAGCCUGAGCCACAACCGGACGCUCUCCCUGCUCUGGGUCUUACUUGA